UGGCCAAAUUAACGCGCGCUCCCUCCCUCUCUCCUAUUUGAGCUGCUAGUAUUAUAAUGAACGACACUUUCAGACAACGCAAUGGACCAGGAUAUGAUGUCACGCUGGAGGGCUUCUGGUCUUAAUAUACAGAGACAACUAUAAGAAAGCGAUUCAUAGGACGCAUGAAACUAAGGUUACUCCUUUUGUUCGAUUGGUUUUAUAUAAAAUUCAGAGAGAUGGCCUCUUUCCCUGAAUUCCUGAAUGGCUCAUCCCUCCAUGACCCUGAGUCAAAGGUGCCCCUGCCACGGGCAGUAUUCAUCAUGCUAUCCGUCCUCAUGGCCUUCUUCUCCAUCACAGCUGUCAUGCUCAACUCUACGGUUAUUGUCGUCACCCUCUGGCAUAAACAGCUGCAGCAGCCUCUGAAUUUUGCCCUGGUGAACCUUGCCGUGGCUGACCUAGGUACUACUCUUACAGGAAGUCUACCAUCUGUGGUGACCAAUGCCAUGGGCUACUACAUCAUGGGAUGGGUCGGAUGUGUUAUGGAGGGAUUCUGUGUUGCUUUAUUUGGUAUAACGGCAUUAUGCACAAUGGCCCUGAUUGCUGUGGAACGGCUGUUUGUAGUGUGCAAGCCUCUGGACAUCAUCAAAUUCCAGACCAAGCAUGCCGCAGGCAGGGUGGCGUUAUCUUGGCUGUGGUCUCUGAUCUGGAAUGUGCCACCUCUAUUUGGCUGGGGCAGUUACCAGCUGGAGGGGGUUGGCACAUCCUGCGGACCUGACUGGCAAAGCAGAGACCUCAAAAACAUGUCUUACAUCAUCUGUUAUUUCUCUCUGUGUUUCUAUGUCCCGUUUGCCAUCAUUAUGGUCUCAUAUUCAUGGCUGCCCUAUACAGUAGCUAAAGUGGGUGGAGGGGCAGCCGCAAGAGCAGAGGCUAAGGUGGGGUGGAUGGUGGUGAUGAUGAUGGUGUUGGCUUUUCUCGUGAGCUGGCUGCCCUAUGCCACACUGGCUCUAACAAUCGUCUUCAAACCUGAUGUACAGUUGAACGCUCUUGUUUCCGGAAGUAUGCAGUACCACUUCUACUGUGUGGAAAGGACACUUGGCCUUCAGAGGCCGAUGAAUCUGAGGUUCAGACUACCGUGUCCCAAAUGAUCAACAAAAUCAGCCCAGAGUGACUUUAUAUUCACCACAGUCUGCUACAGAAAAGUGCCCCUCAGCUAAAAUUCAAUGUCUUGACAGAUGUGGUCACUAUGAACUGUUGAAGAGUCUUGAAAACUUCUGCUAGCUGUUUGGAACAACAUGGUGCAAGUCACACGAUAUUGCACGGCGGAUUUCUGGCCCAAUGUCAUGCAGUGUACGGAGGCCAGCCUGCAACCGUGACGACAAGAUAACUAAAGACCUGCUCUUCGAUGGAACCCCUUAUACAGCAGCGACACGUUGAAAAGAUGACUCGCUUACAUGCCACCAGAGGCGACUCUAUGAGGACAAAGUUUGCCAAAGCCAAGAGGAGGCUGAAUACGCCGUAACAACGUCACUACAUCGAGAUGCUUUAUCCUGCCUCUGUGAUAAAAGAUAGAGAAAGCACAAUAUUGACUGACU
Messenger RNA from Myxocyprinus asiaticus (Chinese sucker), 1574 nucleotides. RefSeq names its product parapinopsin-like. Lineage: Eukaryota; Metazoa; Chordata; Actinopteri; Cypriniformes; Catostomidae. Gene Ontology annotation, biological process: G protein-coupled receptor signaling pathway. Bases 165 to 1127 code for a protein of 320 amino acids. Gene Ontology annotation, cellular component: membrane; photoreceptor outer segment. The transcript has 11 exons. The record is from RefSeq and is a predicted model, not a curated record. Gene Ontology annotation, molecular function: G protein-coupled receptor activity.